Messenger RNA from Notothenia coriiceps (black rockcod), 1185 nucleotides. RefSeq names its product neuron navigator 3-like. Lineage: Eukaryota; Metazoa; Chordata; Actinopteri; Perciformes; Nototheniidae. The record is from RefSeq and is a predicted model, not a curated record. The coding region runs from base 1 to 1185 and encodes 394 amino acids. The transcript is spliced from 8 exons. Gene Ontology annotation, molecular function: calcium ion binding. Gene Ontology annotation, biological process: neurogenesis; homophilic cell-cell adhesion; nervous system development. Gene Ontology annotation, cellular component: membrane.
AUGGCUGUCUGUGUCUCCAUCUCCAUUACAAUAGAAACGACCUUCGACACCACCGUAACCACGGAGGUAAAUGGGCGGAGUCUCCCAGCCCUCACCACACGCUCCUCCCCCAUGGCCUGGCGUCUCGGCCAAUCACAAACCCCGCGUCUCCAGGCGGGCGACGCCCCCUCAAUGCCCAGCAGCUACGCGGCAGCGCCCAGGGCGACCACGACGAGCGCCGGGUGCACCACAGGGCGCUACACUGGGCACUCUGACACUUCCAGGUUUGUGUUCAGAAGAGGGGUGAGGGGGGCGGAGCAAGGGGAGAAUGGAGGAGGAGGAGGAGCAGGAGGAGGAGGAGAAGGAGAUGAAGGGCAGCAGUCGGAGAUGGAGAUAACAGGGUACUUGAGUGAAGGAGAUAUCCUAGGGAGGAGCAACCGGACCAAUGAGAUCACCAGCGGAUACCUUACCGACGGCGGCCUUCACCUGUAUUCGAGGAGCGCAGGCCGAGCCUCGGACUCUUCUACUUCUCAAGAUGUUUCCCAGAGAGGCAGCAAAGAGAUGCAGGGCGACAUCGACAGGGAGUCUAGGGGGUUGUCCGUGCCUGCUCAGGGGGCCGGCCAACGGCCGGGCAGGAAGGUGAACUGGGACGCUCUCCAAAUGACGCCAGUAGGAACCACUAUCUUCUCUGGUUUCUAUGGGAACAAUGGGGCAGCAGACAUUGAUGACGGUCCCAAUGGACAGAUAGAGUACACCAUCCAGUACAACCCCAGAGACCCGACAACAAACAGGACCUUUGACAUCCCCCUCACACUUUUUGGAUCCGUAGUCCUCAGAGAAAGACUCAACUAUGAGGAGAUCACACGCUACAUGGUCAUCAUACAGGCAAAUGACCGAGCCCCCUAUCCCAGUGAGCGCCGUACGGCCACCACCACUCUGACUGUGGACAUACUGGAUGGUGAUGACCUGGGUCCCAUGUUCCUCCCAUGUACGCUUGUGGGAAACACCCGUGACUGCAGUCCCAUCACGUACAGGGCUAAUGUCCUGGAGCUGACAGAGCCGAAGGAGCAAGUGCACGCAGACAGGGACAAGAGUUACUAUGGAGAGGGGGUGGGAGGGGAUGAUGUGGAGGAGGGAAUCAAACGGAGAGGAGAGGAGAGUCAGACACAGAAAAGUGAUGCUGGGAAUAUACUUGAGGGGUUUUAA